Acyrthosiphon pisum (pea aphid) is the source of this 730-nucleotide messenger RNA. RefSeq lists its product as uncharacterized. NCBI's taxonomy places the organism in Eukaryota, Metazoa, Arthropoda, Insecta, Hemiptera, Aphididae. The record is from RefSeq and is a predicted model, not a curated record. Bases 137 to 730 code for a protein of 197 amino acids. The transcript has 4 exons.
UAAUUUAAAAAUAUUCUUGUCAAACAAUUAAUUACAUCAAUUUAAGUAAUUUUUAUUUUGUAUUUAAUAGUACCUGUUAUACCUGCUAAUAGUUGCAGUUAAUAAGUUAACCACUAAGAUAUAUUAAAUAUCAAAAAUGUGGACCAUUGUUCACUUUAUAAACGAUGAUUCAGUGGAGCCCGUUCCAACGGAUUGGCUUAAUCAUAAUAGCACUCAAUGCGCAUGGCCAAAUAAUGAUUCGCUAAUUGCCAAGUAUCGAGCAAAUAAAACAAGGCCUAAUGGAUUUGAUUUUUCAUAUUAUGACUGUCGAGUGCUUUCAACAAACAUAUUAUCAUUUACUGAUGCACUAGACAAAGCAAAACGGGGACUGUAUACUUCUGAUCUGGAUGACUUUGAUGUUCAAACAACCAGUUACAAACCAAAAAAAUCAACAACCACCACAGUAAAACAAAACAAGUUUUCAAAACCGUCAGCAUCUGUUACUGAUUUACAAAGAAAAUCAACCUUUGCUAAAACACCAGGAAAUUCUUUAAAAAGACCGAAUACAACAUUAUUAGAUUCGCCAGAUUUAAAAAUAUUUAAGAAACAAAACAUCAAUGAAAAAAAAAAAAUAAAUAAGAAAGAUAAGUCUUCCAACUGCAGUAUGUCACCGUUAAUUGAUUGUAAUAAUGAUGUUGAUAACGAUCAAUGUUCUUCAGAGAUUUGUGAGUCUAUCAUCAAUUGCAGAUGA